Electrophorus electricus (electric eel) is the source of this 5002-nucleotide messenger RNA. It is a transcript of the gene ace, whose product is annotated as angiotensin I converting enzyme (peptidyl-dipeptidase A) 1. Gene Ontology annotation, biological process: proteolysis. The record is from RefSeq and is a predicted model, not a curated record. NCBI's taxonomy places the organism in Eukaryota, Metazoa, Chordata, Actinopteri, Gymnotiformes, Gymnotidae. Gene Ontology annotation, molecular function: metallopeptidase activity; peptidyl-dipeptidase activity. Gene Ontology annotation, cellular component: plasma membrane.
CUCCUCCCACUCUCAUCCUCACCACUCUUACGUUUCAGAUUUUCCCAGGAACUGCUCCUUUCUGUUUCUCUGAUUCUCUCUCACUUGUUCUCGGUCUCUCCACCCUAAGCUGUGAGAGAAUGAGCUCCUUGACAGAUUCUGAGUGCAGUGAUUAAAGAUCAAGAGCUUGACAGCAGCGAGGAUGUGCAUAGCUCAUCCUUUGCCUACGGCAUCAUUACCAUCUUUGACAGCUGGAGUGAACGCACCAGAGGCAGCAGCAGCAGUGGCGAAGCUUUUCAGGCAUCCGAGCCUUGCCUGUUACCAUAUUUACUGCCCAGUUGCCUCCUAACAGGAAUUGCGAGGAAGGGCAGACAGGUAGACACAGACAUAGCCAGAAAGAAGUGAAGGGAUCUACCAAACAAGUGGACAGUGAGGAGAAAGAGGAAGGGAGAGAAGGAGGGAGAAACAGUGUUGGCUGCACACAUUGGGGAUUUGUGAGGGGAAGGCGGGUAGAGAGUGUGGGCUGGGUUAAACGGCACUUAAAAGGCGCCGACUGUGAGGAUUGCAAGCCUGAGUGACAGACAGCCAGGCGGGGAGCAAGGGGGAAAGAGGGAGAGAAAGGGGGUGAGAGAAAAAGAAAGUGAGGAGUCAGAGAGAGAGAGAGAGAAAGAAGCACUGCACAGGAGUCUCCAGUGGCGUGUCCACCUACUGUUUGAGACGCAAUUCUGUGGAGCACUCUGCAGUAAAGGUUUAUUAUCACCUUGCCCUCUUCUUUGGAAUUUCUUUGCACUUUUCUAACUCUUCUGUUCUGUGGUCAGACACCCACAAUGUACUUGGGCAUGUUACUGCUGGCUCUGUUCGGAGUCAGCAUGGCUCUAAGACCUGAAUGGGAGCCUGGGACUUACCCUGAAACAGAAAGGGGGGCCAGGCAGUUUGUGGAUGACUACAACAGUACUGCAGAGCAAGUUAUGUACUUCAGCACAGAAGCCAGCUGGACGUACAACACCAACCUGACGGACUACAACUCCCAGCAACAGGUCCAGGCGUCCAUGGAGGAACAAGCAUUUGUGGAAGCUUGGGGAAAGAAGGCCAAGGAGACCUUUAAUGAGACCCUCAUGGACACCUUUAACCCAGAGCUGAAGAAACUCAUCUCCAUGAUCAACGUACUGGGACCUGCCAAUCUCCCCACAGCUGAGAGAGAGAGGUACAAUGCCAUUUUGAGUCGGAUGGAUAACAUCUACUCCACAGCAAAAGUGUGUCCCAAACCAAAGGAGUGCUGGUUAUUGGAACCUGAGCUGACUGAGAUUAUGGCUAACUCCCGAAGUUACAAGAAGUUACUGUAUGCCUGGGAGGGCUGGCACAAUGACUCUGGAGUGCCACUCAGGACCCUCUACCCUGAAUUUGUGCAGCUCAGCAACAAAGCCUCAACUAUGGAUGGUUUUCCAGACACUGGUGCUUAUUGGCGCUCGUGGUACGAGUCUCCGACCUUUGAGAAGGAUUUGGAGAACCUCUUCAAACAGCUGCAGCCUCUUUACUUGAACCUGCAUGCCUUUGUCCGCCGGAAGCUCUAUGACUUCUAUGGCCCUAAGUAUAUCAACCUUAAAGGCCCCAUCCCUGCCCAUCUGCUUGGGAACAUGUGGUCACAAACCUGGAACAACAUCUAUAGUAUGAUGAUUCCUUUCCCUGAUAAGCCCAAUGUGGAUGUGACCCAAAACAUGGUUGCACAAGGCUACAAUGCAACCUACAUGUUUGAGGUGGCUGAAGACUUCUUCAUAUCCUUGGGUCUGGAGAAGAUGCCCUUCAACUUCUGGAACAGAUCUAUGUUGGAGAAGCCUGACGAUGGCCGAGAUGUCGUCUGCCAUGCCUCUGCCUGGGACUUCUACAACCGUGAGGACUUCAGGAUUAAGCAGUGCACUACAGUGACUAUGGAGCAGCUGUUCACUGUGCACCAUGAGAUGGGCCAUGUGGAGUAUUACCUGCAGUACAAAGACAAGCCAGUCAGCUUCAGACGUGGAGCCAAUCCUGGUUUUCAUGAGGCCAUUGGAGAUGUGCUCUCUCUUUCUGUCUCUACACCAAAACACCUGAAGACCAUUGGCCUGCUGGACACACUUGUUGAUGACAAAGAGACUGACCUCAACUACCUGUUGAAGAUGGCUUUGGAGAAGAUAGCCUUCCUUCCUUUUGGUUAUCUCAUCGAUCAGUGGCGCUGGGGUGUGUUCAGUGGACGUACGCCCCCUGAACGUUACAAUGCAGAGUGGUGGUACCUGAGGACAAAAUAUCAAGGUAUCUGUCCACCAGUCAGGCGGACAGAAGAGCACUUUGACCCUGGGGCAAAAUAUCACAUCCCAGGAAAUACCCCCUACAUCAGGUAUUUUGUGAGCUACAUCCUUCAGUUUCAGUUUCAUCAGAAGCUUUGCCAGGAGGCCGGACACACUGGGCCCCUGUACAAGUGUGACAUUUACAAUUCCAACCAGGCUGGGAACAUAUUACAAAAAGUCAUGAGUGCUGGGUCAUCUAAGCCCUGGACGGAGGUGCUGCAGGAAGCUUUGGGCACAAACAAAAUGGACGCCAGUGCUCUGAUGCAGUACUUUGGGCCUAUCACCACCUGGUUAGCAGAACAGAACAAGCUGACCAAUGAAACGCUGGGGUGGCCUGACUUUGACUGGAUGCCACCUGUCCCAGAUGGCUAUCCAGAAGACAUUGCAGACAAAAUAACAGAUGAGACACAGGCAAAGCUGUUCUUGGCUGAGUACAACACUACAGCGGAGAGAGUCUGGAAUGCAUACACUGAGGCCUCAUGGGCCUAUAACACUGACAUCAAUGAAAUAAACAAGCAGAUUAUGCUGGAGAAAAACCUGGAGAUGGCUACACACACAAAGACCUAUGGAUUGCAAGCCCGCAAUUAUGACACCACAGAUUUCCAGGACCAAUCAGUGAAGAGGAUUCUAAAGAAACUCAGUGACCUGGAGAGGGCUGCACUCCCUGAUGCUGAACUGAAAGAGUACAACAACUUGUUGGCCUCUAUGGAGACCACUUACAGCAUAGCUAAAGUCUGCAAAAAGGAUGGUACAUGUCUACCUCUUGAUCCAGACCUGACUAAGAUCAUGGCUGAGUCCAGAGACUAUGAGGAGCUGCUAUUUGCCUGGCAGGGUUGGCGCAAUGCUUCAGGAAGACAGCUCCGCCAGAACUACAAGAGAUACGUGGAGCUUGCCAACUUAGCUGCACAGAGUAAUGGACAUUCUGACAAUGGGGCAUUUUGGCGCUCUUUGUAUGAGACACCCACCUUUGAGGAGGAUCUGGAGGCAUUAUGGAAAGACCUUCAGCCACUCUACCUCAACCUCCAUGCUUAUGUGCGCAGAGGCCUGUUCAAAAAGUAUGGACACAAUCACAUCAACCUCCAAGGACCAAUUCCUGCACAUUUACUAGGGAACAUGUGGGCCCAGACCUGGUCUGGCAUUAUGGACCUGGUUAUACCCUACCCUGAUGCCACACAGGUAGAUGUCACCCAAGCCAUGUUAGUCCAGAAAUGGGAUGCUCAUCGCAUGUUUGAAGAGUCUGAUCACUUCUUCACUAGUCUGGGCCUGGAGCCCAUGCCUAACGAGUUCUGGAAUAAGUCCAUGCUGGAGAAACCCACAGGCGGCCGGGAAGUGGUGUGCCAUGCUUCUGCCUGGGACUUUUACAACCGCAAAGACUUCAGGAUCAAGCAGUGCACGGUGGUGAACAUGGAUGACCUCAUCACUGUGCACCAUGAGAUGGGGCAUGUGCAGUACUUCCUGCAAUACAAGGACCAGCCCAUCUCUUUCCGUGAUGGUGCCAACCCUGGGUUCCAUGAGGCCAUUGGUGAUGUUCUGGCCUUGUCGGUGUCCACACCCAAACACCUCCACACCAUUGGCCUGCUAGACAAGGUGGAGGAUAACCCAGAGAGCACCAUUAACUUUCUGAUGAGCAUUGCCCUGGAUAAAAUCGCUUUCCUGCCAUUUGGCUACCUGAUGGACCAGUGGCGGUGGAAGGUGUUUGAUGGUAGGAUAUCAAGUACAGAGUACAAUAAAGAGUGGUGGAACCUCAGGCUGAAGUACCAGGGUUUGUGCCCACCCGUGCCUCGCACGGAAGAGGACUUUGAUCCUGGGGCGAAGUUCCACAUUCCUGCCAAUGUACCCUAUGUCAGGUACUUUGUCAGCUUUGUGAUUCAGUUCCAGUUUCAUAAAGCACUGUGUGAAGCUGCUGGCCAUACUGGUCCCCUUCACAACUGUGACAUCUAUCAGUCCAGAAAUGCAGGCCAACUCUUGGGGGAUGUGAUGAAGCUGGGCUUCAGUAAGCCUUGGCCAGAGGCAAUGAUGAUGAUCACUGGCCAGCCCAACAUGUCUGUGCAGCCUCUAAUGGAGUACUUCCAGCCCCUCACCCACUGGCUGGAAAAGGAAAACCAAAGGAACGGUGACAUCCUUGGCUGGCCAGACUAUGACUGGAUGCCACCCACAACAGGUGGUGUGGAGGUGGUAGAGGAGCUCAGCACAGUGAACUUCCUGGGUCUGAGUGUGGAUGAAGCCGGAGCUGCCGCUGGCCAGUGGAUUCUCCUGGUGCUGGGAAUCGUUCUCCUCCUCUCCACCGCCUUCAUAGGCUACAAAUACAGGAAAGCCAGGCAUCUACAAAACAAGUCUAGCUCCCAGGUGGAGCUCAAAUAGGAGCCUUCAAAGAAGAUAUCAUCUGGAGGCUAAAAUUCCUGUGUGGUUAUUUCUGAAAAAAAAAGAAAAACGUCCACCUUGCUUUAAUGUGUCGUAUAUUUAUUAAUAAUUUUUGGUCAAAUUUAUUUGACUAUGCAAUGAAGAAUGACUGUUGUAAUUUAUUUGUAAAAAUAUGAACCUUGUAUUUUAGUUGGGUAGAGAAUGUUUUCACUUAUUUGUUUGUAAAGUCUAAACUAUGUGUGUGUUUUUAGAUUGAUUUUAUUUCAAAAUCCUUUAUAGAUGAAAAAAAUAAGACUAUUCAAUUUUUUGACUUACCAUUUCUGUGGUAAAAGGCCAUUCCUCCA